Molecule: messenger RNA, 1520 nt
Organism: Monopterus albus (swamp eel)
Lineage: Eukaryota; Metazoa; Chordata; Actinopteri; Synbranchiformes; Synbranchidae
Gene: mettl2a
Product: methyltransferase 2A, methylcytidine
Exons: 9
Coding region: 34-1101 (355 amino acids)
Molecular function (GO): tRNA (cytidine-N3)-methyltransferase activity
Source: RefSeq, a predicted model, not a curated record
GCACUGCCCUCCUUCCGUCACGUCAGUUCCAACAUGGCGGCGUCCCAUGCAGUGGUCGGAGUGGAGGGAGGCAGCAGUCAAACAGGGUUGAUUCUGUCAGGGUCAUCUACCGGAGAUGUGAAGAGACCUCAGUUUGGGACACGAUUUCUCACAGACCCGCGACACGUCUUCCAACACAACGCAUGGGACAAUGUGGAAUGGACUGAGGAACAAGAAGCAGCAGCUAAAAGGAAAGUCUUAGAAAACAGUCAGCCACUGCCUCCAGAGAAACAAGAGGAAUACGACACCCGGGCCAGCGAGUACUGGAAUGACUUUUACGCAAUCCAUGAGAAUCAUUUCUUCAAAGACCGUCACUGGCUCUUCACAGAGUUCCCAGAGUUGGCCCCACAGUGUCGCCUGAACCACGUUGGUCAGUGGGACAGUCUGGGUGAAAGACAAAGCACAGAAGUUGCUGCGCCACCUCAUACUGAUGGUGACUUUCCUGGCUCCUCUGCCACAUAUCGAGUUCUGGAGGUCGGCUGUGGCGUAGGGAACACAGUUUUUCCAAUACUGAAGACCAACAAUGACCCAGGACUAUUUGUGUACUGCUGUGAUUUUUCCAGCACUGCUGUGGAGUUAGUCAAGACUAAUCCCGACUACAACCCUGAGCGCUGCUUCGCCUUUGUUCACGACUUGAGUGAUGUGGAAGCCAGUUACCCCAUCCCUGAUGGAACUCUUGAUGUUAUUGUACUAAUCUUUGUGCUAUCAGCAUUGCAUCCCAACAAGAUGAAGGCAUCAAUUAGUAGACUGGCACGCUUGUUGAAGCCUGGGGGAGUGAUUCUGCUCAGGGACUAUGGACGCCACGAUAUGGCACAGCUCCGUUUCAAGAAAGGAAGGUGCCUGUCAGAAAACUUUUAUGUCCGAGGUGAUGGAACGCGAGUAUAUUUCUUUAUCCAAGAUGAACUUCAUGACCUGUUCACUGAGGCAGGGCUUGAGAAAGUUCAGAACCUUGUGGACAGAAGGCUGCAAGUAAACAGAGGAAAACAGCUUACCAUGUACAGGGUGUGGAUCCAGUGCAAGUACCGCAAGGCUCCAAUUCAAAAACCCGACACGCAGGACUGAGACAGAGGAAAGAACCAACCUGGCUUGAUAUUCAACCACAACUGAAACCAGGAGCUAAAAUCAGGGCAGGGCUUAACUAUCAAAAUGAGACACUUUACUUUAAUGUGUUAAAGGGAACGCAACUGGAUAGUUAAAUGCUAUAAAGACCUUGCACUAUCUCAGCUGCUUUAAUAUUGAUGGACUGAUUUUAUGGAUUGUAUUCCUUAUGGUGCUGCAAUCCUAGCUACAAGAGUGAUGAUUUCUUAUUUUGUGCUGAUGAGUUCAGUUACCUGAGAAAGGGCUGGUUACCCCGUGUACAUCUUUCUAUUCUGCCUGAUAAUGGUUUUAAUGAGCUGAUGUUUUUACAUAAACUGCCUGAUUUUUAAGAACACUUAAUGGCCUUUUUGUACAUGCACAAUUAAUAAAAGUCCAAACUGUAA